Messenger RNA from Haliotis rufescens (red abalone), 2496 nucleotides. RefSeq names its product steroid 17-alpha-hydroxylase/17,20 lyase-like. Gene Ontology annotation, biological process: progesterone metabolic process; hormone biosynthetic process. NCBI's taxonomy places the organism in Eukaryota, Metazoa, Mollusca, Gastropoda, Lepetellida, Haliotidae. Gene Ontology annotation, molecular function: heme binding; steroid 17-alpha-monooxygenase activity; iron ion binding. The coding region runs from base 692 to 2191 and encodes 499 amino acids. The transcript has 10 exons. The record is from RefSeq and is a predicted model, not a curated record.
CCUAUGACCUUCACCUUACAGAGCCGGCGAGUUUAGUCUUUACUUUCAAUAAUUCCUACAUACCAAUAACACGCAAGAAUGACGGAAGUGCAUCUGUUUUCCACAUUGCCGUGCUACUGUUCAAUGCAGUGCUUACACAUAUCAUCGUACGUGCUAGCCAGCGGGAGAGAGGACGGGAGGGCGAAUGCAAUGCUCUCAGGGAACCUGCAUGCUAUCCGUGAAUCCGGAGACUGAGGAAACCCGUGUCAAGGAAACAGGUGGAAAUCACUUGGUGCCAGGUCUCGCGAGUAUGGAGGGUGAAGAAGUUCAUCGAACCCAUAUGUCGCACAUCAAUUCGAGAAGAGGCACUGUCAUGAAGUAGUAGAACUCCAGCAGUCAGCAUUCCUCGCCGCUUUUCUUUGAUAGAAUCUGUCAGGCGAUGAAGCAAAUCAGCACUGUAGGCACUGGAAUGGAGAGCUGUUUGUCAACUGUACAUACUCUUGAACCAACAUUUCCACUUGGAAUAGACGGAACUAUUUUAUAUAUAGUGAAUUAUUUCAUAUUUUGCCGAAAACAUUUUUCGCCGGGGAGGGGGUGUCGAAGCCGCAUUGUUUCAUUUGAGAACGUGUAAUUGUCAACCUGAUCAGGUACGGCGGCACAUGAAGUUGACGGACGUCCAAACCUCGGAUCAAAUUCAAGACCUAUUCAGAAGAUGAUUGCAGUUCUCCUGGUUGUUGUAGUGGGUGUACUGACAGUUAUCUCGCUUAUUUUGAAACACCUGGAUGGCAGACGAUAUCUUCAGAUUCCCGCCGCGCCUCGUCGCCUACCGUUUAUUGGGAAUGCCUUCAAUAUGGACAUGUCUCAAGCACAUUUAGUAUUGACAGAACUGGCGCAACAGCUUGGUCCAAUAUUCCGUAUUAGGAUUUUUAAGGAAGAAAUAGUUGUUCUGAAUGAUUAUGACACAAUAACAGAGGCCCUCGUCACAAACGGACGAGACUUUGCAGGUCGUCCUCCUAUGGCAAGGACCGAAGAGGCAGGUAGAUCCUCCCAGUCCAUCGUCUGGCAGACGUACACCCCAAAGCUUGUAUUCCUACGCAAAGAAGUACACAAGUGUCUCAAGAUGUACGGGUCUGGUUUUGAGACGUUGGAGGAGAAAAGUGCUCCUGAAAUAGCCCAUCUGGUUGAUGUCAUCGAACAGACAGAAGGCCAGUCAUUUGACCCAUGGAAUAGUGUCUAUGACGCGGUAUCCUGCAUCAUGCUUAGUUUGAUUCUAGGAACUUCAAACAAGUUGUCGGUCCCAUGUCGACGGAAGCUGCAAGAGAUUAAUUUCCUUUUUAACACAACAUUCGGUUCCGGUAGUGCUCGUUGGAUGGACUUACUGCCCUGGGCAAAGUUUUUCCGUUUUGAAGAACAUCAAAAACUUCAGGAGGCCUUAAAACUGAGGGAUGAUUUCUGGACUAACGAAAUAAUAUUGCAGGGAAUAUAUCAAGGCGUUGUUAGAAGGAUGUUAUUUUUUGCCGAGAGCAAGGGUGAAUCUGAAUACGACAUAUCCGAGAACACGGCAAAAGAAGUGUUCACAAAUCUGAUAUUAGCAGGGACCGACACGACCGCUACUUCUCUGACCUGUCUUCUCCUGUUCCUUCUCCAUCACCCGGAUGUACAGACCAAGCUGCACACUGAGUUAAUGGAGGUUGUGGGGCCAGGGCGUCUGGCCAAUCUGUCGGACAAACAGAACAUGCCCUACACUCAGGCCACACUAUGGGAACUCUUAAGGAUCAUUGGCCAUGUGCCCCUUUCUGUUCCACACUACACCCUCUCAGACACUAGCAUACAGGGGAAACAUGUUCCUGCAAAUACAACAGUAUACAUUAACCUAUGGGCCCUGCUACAUGACGCCACCUUCUGGGAGAGUCCGUGGGAGUUCCGCCCUGAGAGGUUCCUAGACAGUACCCAUAGACUCCUGCCACCUAGUCACCCAUCCAGACGCAGAAUGUUGGCAUUUGGGGCUGGUCGCAGGGUUUGUCUAGGAGAGGCAAUGGCCAAGAACAGACUCUUCUUGUUCGUGACAGCGUUGAUCCAGAACUUCCAGUUUGAGCCAGUAGAGGGCGAGUCCUUACCAGAUGCCGACCCUCGGACCUUUGAGAUGGGGCUUGUGCUUCACCCUCACAAGUUCAAGUUGUGUGCUAAGUCAAGACGUUCCUCGCCCCUAUAAACACAGGAAGUCAGCUAGCGAUCAAAUCUUCUCAGUUCAGCAUUGCAAUGGACAACUUAUAUGUUGGAGAUUGCCUCCAUUUAAGAAGUAAAACUGUAGUGUUCACAAUAUAUGAACUAAGGUGAACAAAGGAAACCAAUACAAAGUAUAUGUCUCAUUCUGAGGCUGAGGUUCUAUCAAACAGUGAAAUGUGCAUUUCUGGGUAAAGACGAUGAUUGCCUACAGUUGAAUAUUGGCCUCCUCUGUACAAGGCAUUGUACAGGUCAACAUGUUUAUGCGAGUUCGAUAAAACAGAAAAUCAGUUA